AUGCAGCACCUCAGCACUGAGAUUCUAAUAGAAAUUGGGAACACUCACUUGGAAUCGUUCUCUUGUUCAGCAGGGCACCCGUCCUCACCACCUGUGGUGAACACUGUGCAUGGCAAAGUCCUGGGGAAGUAUGUCAGCUUAGAAGGAUUCACACAGCCUGUGGCCGUUUUCCUGGGCGUCCCCUUUGCCAGGCCCCCUCUUGGAUCCCUGAGGUUUUCUCCACCACAGCCAGCAGAGCCAUGGAGCUUCGUGAAGAAUGCCACCUCCUACCCUCCCAUGUGUUCCCAAGACCCAGUGUCAGGACAGAUGCUCUCAGAGCUCUUUACUAACAGAAAGAAGAGGAUUCCUCUCAAGUUUUCUGAAGACUGUCUCUACCUAAAUAUUUACACUCCUGCUGACUUGACAAAGAAUAGCAGGCUGCCAGUGAUGGUAUGGAUCCAUGGAGAUGGACUGGUAGAUGGGGCAUCAACUUAUGAUGGACUGCCCCUCUCUGUUCAUGAAAAUGUGGUGGUGGUGACCAUCCAAUACUGCCUGGGCAUCUGGGGUUUCUUCAGCACAGGAGAUGAACACAGCAGGGGGAACUGGGGUCAUUUGGACCAGAUAACUGCACUGUACUGGGUCCAAGACAACAUUGCCAACUUUGGAGGUGACCCAGGAACUGUGACUAUCUUUGGAGAGUCAGCAGGAGUCUGAUGAGGUGCAAGUGUCUCUGUUUUUGUGUUGUCUCUACUGGCUAAGAACCUCUUCCACAGGGCCAUUUCUCAGAGUAGAGUGAUCCUCAAUCCCUGCUUGUUUGGGAGAGGUGCCAGGCCCAUUGCUAAGAAAGUUGUUACUCUUUCUGGGUGUAAAACCACCUCUGCUGUCAUAGUUCGCUGUCUGCACCAGAAGACAGAGGAUGAGCUCUUACGCAUCACACUGAAAAUGAAAUUUGCUGUUCUUCAUUUUCUUGGAUACCCCAGAGACAGCUAUCCUUUCUUGCCCGCUGUGAUUGAUGGAGUGCUGCUGCCAAAGUCACCAGAAGAAAUUCUGGCUGAGAAGAAUUUCCACACUGUCCCAUACAUAGUGGGGACCAACAAGUAGGAGCUUGGCUGGAGCAUGCCAAUGAUGAUAGGCUUUCCACUCUUGGAAGGCAAACUGGAUCAGAAGAUGGCUGCAACCCUCCUGUGGCAGUCGUACCCCAUUCUCAUAAGAAACAUCACUGAGACCCUGAUUCCAGUGGCUAUUGAGAAGUAUUUAAGAGGGACAGAUGAUCUUGAUAAAAAGAAAUACCUGCUGCUGGAUUUGAUGGGAGAUGUGAUGUUUGGAGUUCCAUCUGUGAUUGUGUCCCGUGCCCACAGAGGUGCUGGAGACCCCACCUAUAUGUAUGAGUUUCAUUAUUGCCCAAGCUUCGUAUCAGACAUGAGACCCAAGAUGGUGAAAGGAGACCACAGUGAUGAGCAUUUCUCAGUAUUCGGGGCCCCAUUUUUAAAAGAUGGGGCCUCAGGAGAGGAAGUCAACCUCAGCAAGAUGAUGAUGAAAUUCUGGGCCAACUUUGCUCGGAACGGGAACCCCAAUGGGGGAGGGCUUCCCCAUUGGCCACAGUACGACCAGCAGGAAGGGUACCUGCAGAUCGGAGUCCCAACCCAGGCAGCCCAGAGGCUGAAAGACAAGGAAGUGGCUUUCUGGACUGAGCUGAGAGCCAAGGCGGCAGCAGAGAAGCCAUCACAGAGGGAACAUGUGGAGCUCUGA
Nannospalax galili (Upper Galilee mountains blind mole rat) is the source of this 1728-nucleotide messenger RNA. Its product is annotated as carboxylesterase 1D-like. The record is from RefSeq and is a predicted model, not a curated record. Gene Ontology annotation, cellular component: lipid droplet; endoplasmic reticulum. NCBI's taxonomy places the organism in Eukaryota, Metazoa, Chordata, Mammalia, Rodentia, Spalacidae. Gene Ontology annotation, biological process: lipid catabolic process. Gene Ontology annotation, molecular function: carboxylic ester hydrolase activity.